GUAGGCGCCCAAUUUGGAUCUCCUCCGUCACGUAAGCCACGAGGGCGAUAGAGUAUAGAGAGGGAAGGUGCAGAUUCUGUUAUUAUUAUCGAAAAUCCAAAUCCUACAAUUGAAAAAAAGUAUCCCUGUGAUUGGUAACAUUUGAGUGCGAUUGAGCACUUCAUUAAAAACUUGUCUCCUCGAAUCGUCGUGUACGUCACUCCAAUGUUUACUGGGACGUUGAAAGUGAAAUUGAUCGAGGCGGUUGACCUGAAACUGACGGAUUUUCAGCGCCGUCACAAUGUUGGGUGGGUCGGGAAGCUGGUAAAAAACACCAUGGAUCCAUAUAUCUUUGUUGACAUUGAUGAGGUCCAUGUUCAUCGGACUACUACCAAACAGAAAACCUUUUGUCCUACAUGGAAUGAAACUUUCGAGUCAGAGGUUCAGUCAGGAACCAAACUAGGCUUUACUGUUUUUCAUGAUGCAGUUAUACCUCCAGAUGAUUUUGUAGCAAAUGGCAGAAUCUCUUUUGAUGAAUUGAUCGACAUUACCAAAGACCAGAAUUCUGACAUUUGGGUGAAUCUUGAACCACAAGGAAAGUUACACUUAGUUGUUGACCUUAAGCAAGAUGUGUGUAACAGUAACGACGAGGAGGCCAGCGAACUCAAGAACCUUCAAUGUUCAAAUCAACGAAGUAGAGGCAUGCGUCGCCGUGUUCAUGAAGUUAAUGGACAUAAAUUUAUGGCUACUCUUUUUCGGCAACCAACUUUUUGUUCUCAUUGUCGAGAUUUUAUCUGGGGAUUUGGCAAACAAGGAUACCAAUGCCAAGUCUGCACUCGGGCAGUGCACAAGCGCUGCCAUGAGCUUGUAGUCGCCCGCUGUCCAGGAUUCAAAGACGCUACUGGUGAAGAGUCGGCGAUUGGUCAACGUUUCAGUCCGAACGUUCGGGUGCCACAUCAUUUUGUUACUCAUACCUACAUGCGAUGCACUUACUGCAAUCAUUGCGGUUCCUUACUCUAUGGGCUGAUAAAACAAGGCCUUCAAUGUCAAUCGUGCAACAUGAAUGUCCACAAACGAUGCAAAAAAAAUGUAGCAAACAACUGCCGUAUCAACACCGACGAAAUUACAGAAACUCAAUGAAAGGAUUAUCCUUUAUACUACUUUGAAUUUUUUACAAUAAAAAAAAUAUAAUCAAAA
Messenger RNA from Daphnia magna, 1176 nucleotides. RefSeq names its product protein kinase C. The record is from RefSeq and is a predicted model, not a curated record. Gene Ontology annotation, molecular function: protein serine/threonine kinase activity; ATP binding. Bases 205 to 1119 code for a protein of 304 amino acids. Gene Ontology annotation, biological process: protein phosphorylation. NCBI's taxonomy places the organism in Eukaryota, Metazoa, Arthropoda, Branchiopoda, Diplostraca, Daphniidae. The transcript is spliced from 7 exons.